Alosa alosa (allis shad) is the source of this 976-nucleotide messenger RNA. Its product is annotated as cAMP-dependent protein kinase inhibitor alpha-like. The record is from RefSeq and is a predicted model, not a curated record. Gene Ontology annotation, cellular component: cytoplasm; nucleus. Lineage: Eukaryota; Metazoa; Chordata; Actinopteri; Clupeiformes; Clupeidae. Gene Ontology annotation, biological process: negative regulation of cAMP-dependent protein kinase activity. The transcript has 3 exons. Bases 76 to 312 code for a protein of 78 amino acids. Gene Ontology annotation, molecular function: cAMP-dependent protein kinase inhibitor activity.
UGUAGACUCCACUGGUGUAGCCCCUGUCUGUGCUACUGUCAGCAAGUGUAAACAGCAUGCGAGCAUCCACGAGCAAUGACUGAUGUUGAAGCGACGUAUGCCGACUUCCUCGCUUCAGGAAGAACUGGGAGGCGGAAUGCUCUGCAUGACAUCCUCCAGAGCCCUGAUGACUCUAACCAGAGGGAUCUGGCCCUCACCUUCUCAGACCUCAGUGUCAGCAAAGCGGGUGAAGGAAAUGGCCCUGGCAAACGCAGAGGCUCAUCUACCGAUGACAGCCCCGAACAUGGCCGACCUGACAACGAGAGAAGAUAAGCUGUCACAUCUUUGGCAACUGCCACCUUACCCAUGAAGCCCCACGGACUAGAAGGGCGCGGCCAUGGGCAUAUAGGGCCUAUCCUUUUACAGACUGAGAGGUAGAGAGGAGAUUUACCAAACGAACAGGAAGUGACUGAGGCUAUUUCCCCGUGUAUUCAACUGGGUGGUAAUAGUUUUCUGGGGGAGUUAUCUGGCACGGGGUGCCACAGAUCAAGUUCACCAGCUGCACACUACUAAAGUGGUGCUCAGUGUAGCAGGGAGAGAUAAACAAAAGCAAUGAUCUUGGGCAUAGGCUAUGGGAAGGAUUCAGCAGCUAUACUACAUCACAGACUUAUUCUACUUAUGCAACCACCUCCAGGUUCUCUUUAUCACUAUAUUUCAUUUUGAUCACUUUUGAAAAAGAAAAUAUUAUAUCUAAGUCUUAGUUCAAUCAUUUCCGCCAUUCAAGUUAAUCCUAGUAACAUUAAUGAUGUGGAAUACUUCUUUUCAACCUAUCAUUUUGUUUAAAAGUGUUAUUCACUGGAUGGUGAGGUAGUCGUUACAAUGUCAUGUUAUUGUAGUGUAAUCAUCACCAAACGCACAAAAAGAGUUAAGUGCAGGUGUUCAUCAGUUUAAUGAAACUCCAUUUAUCACUUCAAUAAAAUUGCACUGAACCAUUUAA